Molecule: messenger RNA, 1451 nt
Organism: Hibiscus syriacus
Lineage: Eukaryota; Viridiplantae; Streptophyta; Magnoliopsida; Malvales; Malvaceae
Product: protein ABHD11-like
Exons: 13
Coding region: 119-1300 (393 amino acids)
Source: RefSeq, a predicted model, not a curated record
GAUGUAAACUACUUUAAUGUAGAAUAGAUAGUCAGUCGUCUGUUUUUUUCUACCGGCUGGACUGAUUUGUCCAGCCUCUUUUCUUCUUGGUCAUAUCGCCAUUCAUGUUCCAAGAUCAAUGUCCUUCCUUUCGAACAUCACCGCGUCGUUUCUCGGCGAGAGGCCGGCGUUAACUUCACCACACGCCCAAUUGAAAUUACAGCCGCUUGCUCCCAUCAAUUCUAGACCCAGUAUUAGGAUUGCCCCACCGUUUCAGAAGGACGCAUUUGGGGUCUCCCGGAUAGGUAUUGGUAGGUCGAGUAGAUGCGGCAGAAAACGAAGCGUAUGCAUGACAUUGAUAAAUGAGAGACUUGGGCGUGAUCGAGAUGUAGCCGACCCGUCUUCCAUACUGGCAUAUGAACUAGUUCAAGGAAAACAUGUAAACUGGAGCUCAAUGGUUGUAUUGAAUAGGUCAAUACCAGAGCCACCUACAGCUGUUCUCUUGCAUGGCAUUCUUGGGAGUAGAAAGAACUGGGGAACUUUUGUUCGGCGGCUGGCACAAGAAUUUCCAACAUGGCAGUUUGUUUUGGUGGACUUGCGGUGCCACGGUGAUUCAGCAUCACUCAAGAAGAGAGGUCCACAUACUGUUUCUUCAACCGCUUUAGACGUGCUAAAACUAAUUGCACAACUUAGAAUAACACCCCGUGUCCUAAUUGGCCAUAGCUUUGGAGGAAAAGUUGUCUUGAGCAUGGUGGAGCAAGCUGCGAAGCCACUUCCACGGCCAGUUAGAGUUUGGGUUCUGGAUGCCACACCUGGAAAAGUUCGAGCUGGUGGAGAUGGUGAGGACCAUCCAGGGAAGCUAAUAUCUUUCUUAAAGAAAUUGCCUAAAGAGGUCUCCUCAAAGCGGGAUAUUGUGAAUGCUCUCAUUCAAGAAGGAUUUUCAAAGGAUGUUGCACAGUGGGUUGUCAUGAAUCUUCGACCAACUGCUACUGCUGGUUCAUCAUCAUCAAGUUUCUCGUGGGUGUUUGACCUCGAAGGGAUUUCCGAAAUGUACCAGUCCUAUGAAGAAACAAAUUUAUGGAAAGUGGUGGAAGCUCUACCUCGUGGCGUCCAUGUUAAUUUUUUGAAAGCAGAAAGGAGUUUGCAUCGAUGGGCCCUUGAAGAUCUUCAACGAAUUCAUGCUGCUGAAGAGACUGCUGCUGAUGAAGGUGGAGGGGUUGAGAUGCAUGUCCUUGAAGAUGCUGGGCAUUGGGUACAUGCAGAUAACCCAGAUGGACUCUUCAGGAUUCUUUCAUUUUCUUUCAAGGGAGUUAAAGCCUAAAGGUGUUGUAUGCUAGUCAAAAUUCGAUAUCAGUGUUACCCGGACUUUUCAUUUUUUUGUUACCCUCGACGUGUUUGGCACCUAUGUUUGACACAUAUUUUAACACGAGUACGAGGGUAUGAUUCUUUUAAUAUAUGAAAAAAAAAUAAAG